AGCCACGAAAAUGUCAUAAAAAAUCUUAGCCCCGUAUCCCCCGCCGUGUCCACAAUAACAGAUGAUGACACAACACACAAGAUCGUGAUUUCACAGAGGACGUAAACAAUUAGCUAAAGAUGGCUGGAGGGUUUCGAUAUAAGAUUUGGGAUCCUCCAUUGAUUAUUUCACAAAUCAUCACAAUGCAGGCAGUUUAUUACAUUGGUCUUGGUAUAUGGAUUGCCUUUAUGGAUGUCUUUACUGGACAUCACAGAUCACUUGAUAGUAUCUUCAAAUACCAGGAGAUCCAAAUAAAAGAGGGACAUGGUAGAGCAGUGAUGGCUGCAUUUAUUCUCAAUGCACUAACUGGAUCCUUAGGAUUGUGGAAAGUUGUUCAAAGAACAAAGCAGUGUCUUGAUUUCACAAUAACUGCUCAUUUUCUACACAUGUUGUGCUGUUGGUUUUAUAAUGGACAUCUCCCUUCUCAGCCCUCAGUGUGGCUCCUCCAUCUUGUCACCAUAACGCUUAUGUGUGUUCUUGGAGAAUAUCUUUGUAUGAGGACCGAGAUGCAGAAUAUCCCUGUGAUGAGUUCAAAAGUUGAUCUGUGAAUAGUAUGUCAGUUUUUAUACUGUAUUUAUAUUAUUUUAUUUUCUAUAUUUGUAAUAAUAGUCAAUAUUAGCUAGUGAAAAUUAUCUAGAUGUAUAAAAAAAAAAAAAGGAUACCUGUAAAACCAUUUCCACUUAGGCAUGUAGGGUAUUUUAGGAAAUAUUUUUAACUGGAGGUUUGUGAUAUUGAUUUUAGUAAUGAGUCUUUUUUUUUCUCUUUUAUUUAGGACAUAGCUAGGUAGGAUUGCAGUCCCAAUACAUCCAAAGAAUUCAGAUGAUUUUGUUGUUGAUCUUAGUGUUUGAAGUCAUCCAGUGAGACAAUAUGAAGCUUCCAAAUAUUACCUUCCAUAUAGAUGAAGGGUAGAAGAAACAAAAUGAACAGGUGUAGGAAAUUUUGAAUACCUCACUUUAUAAUAGGCUUCUCCCUCUCUCUCUCCCUCUCCCUCUCCCUCUCCCCCCUGCCUCCCUCUCUCUCCCCCCUCCCUCUCUCUCUCUCCCCCCUCCCUCUCUCUCUC
This is a messenger RNA of Penaeus chinensis, 1099 nucleotides long. RefSeq names its product protein SYS1 homolog (gene Sys1). The record is from RefSeq and is a predicted model, not a curated record. Gene Ontology annotation, cellular component: Golgi membrane; trans-Golgi network. Gene Ontology annotation, biological process: Golgi to endosome transport; Golgi to plasma membrane protein transport; protein localization to Golgi apparatus. Lineage: Eukaryota; Metazoa; Arthropoda; Malacostraca; Decapoda; Penaeidae. Bases 120 to 587 code for a protein of 155 amino acids. The transcript has 5 exons.